AUGGAUCCGACACAGUUUAAGCAGUUUAUGGAGUACCAAACAAACUUGUUUUCGAAGCUACUGGAAGGAAUGCAAAUAUCCCAGCAGCAAGCAAACCAAUCGUCGGCACAGAUGCACGGAGAAGUUCGUGCAAGUGUAUCCAAUGUGCAUGUGCCGCAACCUUCACCAUUGAUCGUGGAGGGCGAUAUGCGAGAGAAUUUCGAGUUCUUCGAGAGAAAUUGGAGGGACUACGCGAAGGCCAUCGGAAUGGAUCGGUGGCCCCCGGAGGAAAAUCCUCAAAAAGUAAGCUUCCUGCUGUCGGUGAUAGGGGAACCAGCACGCAAGAAGUACUAUAAUUUCGAGUUGACGACGGCAGAGAAAGCGGAUCCGGAUGCGGCAUUGGAUGCUAUCCGGGCUAAGGUAGUGGUGAAGCGCAAUAUCGUGAUCGACCGACUGGAUUUCUUCUCCGCCGUACAGAAUCCCCGAGAGUCUAUCGAUGAAUAUGCUUCUAGGCUCAAAACUUUAGCAAAAUGUGCUAAUCUUGGUCAGUUGGAAACGGAACUUAUUACCUACAAAGUGGUCACGUCUAACAAAUGGCCUCAUAUGAGGAGCAAGCUGCUGGCCAUUGAGGACGUCACGUUAACAAAAGCAGUGGACAUGUGUCGGGCAGAAGAAAUCACGGCUAUGCGCUCACAGGAUCUUGCGGCUGGAACUUCAGAGAUGGAGGUGAACAAAAUUGAGAAGUCGAAACCCCGUUCCCGGCAACAAGUUCAACGCUGCAAGUUCUGCGGGGAUUCUCACGACUUCAAAAAGGGUACGUGUCCAGCGUUUGGAAAGCGUUGCCACCGUUGCAAAGGAAAAAACCAUUUUGAACGUGUUUGUAAGGCUAGCAAGCACCACAGUCGUCGGAACAGGAAGGUAAAGGAGAUCAGAGAUGAGAGCAGUGACUCGGAUGAAGAAGGCUCAACAUCACACGAAGCCGGAUCGGAGGACAGCGAGGACGAAUACGAAAUUGGGAAAAUUUACGACAAUUCCAGUAAAGGAGGUAGCGUGCUGGCGGAAUUAGAUAUGCAGUUCAGUGAAAAAUGGAGUAAGGUCGACUGCGAGUUGGAUACCGGAGCGAACACAAGCUUGAUCGGUCAUGAUUGGCUGAAAAAGCUUUGCGGAUGCGAAAAGGUUGAACUGUUACCAACAACUCUUCGUCUUCAAAGCUUCGGAGGGAGCCCAAUAAACGUUUUGGGCCAAGUGAAGGUGCCUUGCCGUCGAAAGGGUCGCCGGUAUCUGCUGGUCCUGCAGGUGGUGGAUGUGAGCCACAGACCACUACUGUCGGCGAAAGCUUCGCGAAAGCUGGGGUUCGUGAAGUUUUGCAAGUCUGUUACAUUCAGCAAGCCACAGACAGAACUGGAACUUCUGAAGAUCUACAGAAUCGAAGCGCAGGCAAUUGUGGCUGAACACAGCGAACUCUUUCGAGGAUAUGGAAAAUUCGCCGGAGCAGUAUCUCUAGAAGUCGAUGAUAACGUGCAACCGUCUAUUCAACCACCACGCCGCGUUCCGAUUGCCAUGCGGAGUAAACUGAAAGCAGAAUUGGAGUCAUUGGAGAAGGAUGGGCUGAUCGUCAAGGAGCUGAUGCAUACGGAUUGGAUAAGCAACAUCGUCAUCGUUCAGCGUGGUGAACCGAAAUCUGGAGGCAUUCGCAUAUGCCUCGAUCCGAUACCUCUCAAUAAGGCUUUGAAACGACCGCAUCUGCAAUUCAACACUUUGGACGAGAUUCUUCCGGAGUUGGGAAAAGCUAAAAUCUUCAGCACAGUGGAUGCCAAGAAGGGUUUUUGGCACGUGGAAUUGGACGAACGAAGUAGCAAACUCACAACGUUCUGGACCCCGUUCGGAAGGUAUAGGUGGACACGUUUGCCGUUUGGGAUUUCUUCAGCUCCUGAGAUAUUUCAAAUGAAGCUUCAGGAAGUCAUCCAGGGUCUCGAUGGAGUUGAAUGCCUGGCCGAUGAUCUGCUGGUGUAUGGCAUCGGCGACACACUGGAGGAAGCACUGGUCAACCACAACAGAUGUCUGAAAAAUCUUUUUCGUCGCCUAGAUGAGCACAACGUGAAGCUGAACAAGUCCAAGCUCGUCUUGUGUCAGUCGUCUGUGAAGUUCUACGGACACGUUCUGACAGACAAGGGUCUACAUCCGGACGAAACGAAAAUUACCACGAUUAAGAACUACCCUGUUCCCACAAAUCGGAAAGAAAUCCAUCGUUUUAUUGGGAUGGUCAACUACCUGAGCAGGUUCAUUCCGAACUUGAGCUCUAAUUUGACCAAUCUUCGCAAGCUGAUAUCGGAAUCAGUACCGUGGAACUGGACAACAGCUGAAGACAAGGAGUUCAAAGCAGUAAAGCAGCUGGUUGCUGACGUCCGAACAUUGCGCUACUACAACCCCAAGCAACCAUUAACGAUCGAGUGCGAUGCCAGCUGUUUUGGACUGGGCGCCGUCGUAUAUCAGGAUGAAGGCGUGAUUGGCUACGCAUCCAGGACAUUGACCGCUACAGAACGUAAUUAUGCACAAAUAGAAAAGGAACUAUUGGCGAUUCUUUUUGCGUGCAUUCGGUUCGACCAAUUGGUGGUUGGAAACCCAAAAGUAACGGUGAAAACAGAUCACAAACCACUGAUUAAUGUGUUUCGCAAACCGUUACUAUCAGCACCUAGACGUCUGCAGCAUAUGUUGUUGAAUCUGCAACGAUAUAACCUGGAGAUCCAGUUCGUCACCGGAAAAGACAACGUUGUGGCGGAUGCAUUGUCUCGGGCGCCAUACGAUGACAAGGAUAUGAAGGAAGCAUUUCAAAAGCUGAACGUGUACAAGGUGUUUCGCGAGAUUCAGGAAAUUCAGUUGUCUACCCAUCUUCGCGUAACGGAUAGCUGCUUGGACGAAAUAAUCGAAGAAACGAAAAAGGAUUACACGCUGCAAUCAAUCAUGGACUACAUUCAACGUGGCUGGCCAACAUCAGCAGACCGACUGCCGGACGGUGUGAAAGUUUUCUUCAGUUAUCGCAAUGAGUUGUCUAUGCAGGAGGGCAUCGUGUUCCGUGAUGAUCGAAUUUUGGUCCCUUUCAAGUUGAGGCGAGCUCUAAUUGACAAAUGUCACACCAGCCAUAACGGAAUCGAAGCAACUCUAAAGCUAGCUAGGGCAAACUUGUUCUGGCCCGGGAUGAGCAGCCAAAUCAAGGACGUCGUGAUGCAAUGUGGAGUGUGUGCAAAGUUUGCAUCAUCUCAACCAAAUCCGCCUAUGAUGAGUCAUCGUAUUCCUGUAUAUCCGUUUCAACUGGUGUCGAUGGACGUUUUUUUCACCACGUAUCAAGGAAAAGAUAGGAAGUUUCUUGUGACCGUCGAUCACUACUCGGACUUCUUCGAGAUUGACAUCUUAAGGGAUCUCACACCUGAAUCGCUAAUCGCCGCGUGCAGCAAGAACUUCGCUCGACAUGGGAAGCCACAGGUAAUUCUCACUGAUAAUGGCACUAAUUUUGUCAGCAGAAAAAUGGCCAAGUUCACAUCCGACUGGGACAUCGAGCACAUUACGUCCGCUCCGAAUCAUCAGCAAUCAAAUGGGAAGUCCGAAGCUGCCGUAAAGAUAGCAAAACAUCUCCUGAAGAAAACCGAAGAAACCGGUGCGGAUUUUUGGUAUGCGCUGCUCCACUGGAGAAACAUCCCGAACAAAAUCGGCUCCAGUCCGACCGCCAGAUUGUUUUCCCGGUCCACCCGAUGCAGUAUUCCAUCAUCAGGGACAAAGUUGAUUCCAAAGGUGGUUGAAAACGUUCCUGAAUCGAUAGAGCAGAAUAGGAGGAGGAUCAAAUGGCAUUACGACAAGAAAACGCGAAACUUACCUGAUCUACAGAUUGGCUCACCGGUGUAUGUGCAGCUGAAACCAGAAGCAUCGAAACUGUGGAGCCCCGGCAAAGUUUUGGACCAGCUGAGUGACCGGUCAUAUCUAGUGAACGUGAAUGGGACAAAUUAUCGCCGAAGUCUAGUACAUCUAAAACCGCGUAAGGAACCCAAUACGUCGCCUGACCGUACGCCUAAAUCACUGGGAAAGGAGGAAAAUUGUCACCAGUACCGAAUUCCUAGCAACCACCGAAACAACAACAGUGACCUGCAGAACGGCUGUCAAAACGAAAAUGAUGCGUCGUCGGUAUCGGUGUCGGCGCCGUCGUCGGCGUCGCCAAGGUCGACUGCAGCUGCAGCUGUGAUGACACCGAUGACACAAGAAGGUCCCAUGCAGCAGAGUCGAGAGUCGCCGAAGGGGAUUCGAACGCCAACCGCCAACGUGGGCAGACCAAGACGAGAAACACGACUGCCGGCUAGAUUUAAGGAUUUUCUUAUUGAAUUUGAUUAA
Aedes albopictus (Asian tiger mosquito) is the source of this 4356-nucleotide messenger RNA. RefSeq lists its product as uncharacterized. Gene Ontology annotation, molecular function: nucleic acid binding. The record is from RefSeq and is a predicted model, not a curated record. Bases 1 to 4356 code for a protein of 1451 amino acids. The transcript has a single exon. Gene Ontology annotation, biological process: DNA integration. NCBI's taxonomy places the organism in Eukaryota, Metazoa, Arthropoda, Insecta, Diptera, Culicidae.